This is a messenger RNA of Papaver somniferum (opium poppy), 1225 nucleotides long. RefSeq names its product protein GUCD1-like. The coding region runs from base 225 to 1043 and encodes 272 amino acids. The transcript is spliced from 10 exons. The record is from RefSeq and is a predicted model, not a curated record. Lineage: Eukaryota; Viridiplantae; Streptophyta; Magnoliopsida; Ranunculales; Papaveraceae.
CAGAAGCCAAACUAACUAGAAAGCAGCACCGGAAACAACAAUCAGAAUCCAGAAAUUACGAAUAACGUCUGAACGGCAUUUCUCCAGGGUCUCCAAUAGCCGUUUCUUUUUUCCUCCACCAAAAUAAAAGGUCCCGUUAAUAAAGGGAUAAGGGAAAUGGACAACAAGGGCUUAUAGAAGAUUACUAAAUAAGAAUUUGUUGUUUUGAAUUGAUAUUUGGAGCAAUGUGGCCAUUACAUAUCUUGAUCAAUAAAUUUUUAAAAACUGAAGACGGCAAAGACAGCAUAGAAGGAAAGGAAACUUGUUGUAGUUUGGUUAGAACAUAUCCAUUUAAACAGCCUGUGGAAAACCAAGAUGUUAUACUGCCUCGCUCGCACUUUGUUGACGUUCCUCAUGUAGGGCAGCUAUGUUCUUGGGAUUGCGGUCUUGCGUGUAUUGUUAUGGUUUUAAGAACUAUUGGCAUCGAUCAAUGUAACAUUCAGGCAUUAACAGAGCUUUGUACCACAACAAGCGUUUGGACAGUGGACCUUGCGUAUCUGCUGCAGAAGUAUUCUGUUAGUUUUUCCUUCUUUACUGUUACUGUUGGAGCAAAUCCAGAUUAUUCGGUGGAAACCUUUUACAAGGAGCAGUUGCCUAAUGAUCAGAUGCGAGUUGAUAAAUUAUUCCAAAAAGCUGUGGAAUCUGGAAUCGACAUACAGUGCAGAUCGAUAAGCAGUGAAGAGCUUUCAGUCCUUAUAUUGUCAGGGAACUAUGUAGCUAUUGCAUUGGUGGACCAGGAUAAACUGAGUCGGUCUUGGAUGGAUGAUGUUUGUGUCUCAGGCUUGUGUAGUGGAAACUCAGGCUAUACAGGUCACUAUGUUGUAAUUUGCGGAUAUGACAUGGAGAAAGAUGAGUUUGAGAUAAGAGAUCCAGCCAGUUCUAGGAACUGUGACAGAGUAUCGAUGGAGUGUUUAGAAGAAGCUCGAAAAUCAUAUGGUACUGAUGAAGAUCUUCUCCUGAUUUCAUUGGAGAAGAGAGAGGUUGGACAAAAGUUCUCUCUGUAAUACUGUGCAUAUAUACCAUGUACCAUUUGUGAAAUGAAAAUACAUAAAUUAUACCACAAUCAUGUUUCUUCCUGGGAGUAAUUCUGGGUUGUUAGUCUUAACAGUUGCUAAACUGUACCGGUAAACUAUAGUUCAACAUUUGGCAACAUGAAUACACAGUCUCUGAUCGAUCCCUAAAGUCA